CUGCUGUGUGUUGCCAAGGAUUUCCAUGGCAACACAACAAAACCUUCUUUUUUUUUCAUUAUUUUGUGCUCUCCACACGAUUACCCCAAAGAUCCAGCCCAUUUCACCCAUGAAUAGACUUUCACGACUCUUGUCGACGUCAACAGAAAACAAGGAGACUGGAGAGCUUGUUCGAUCUAUUGAACAAGCUACAGAUGCAAAAUCAGAACAAGAGGACUGGCGGUUGUUCAUUCACGUAUGCAACGCAGUGAUUCGUAUGCCAAGUGGGCCGAAAACCGCGCGAAAAGUGCUCCAGCAAAGGCUGGCGGUUACCAAAGAACCGCAAGCACAUGUGUUAGCACUCUCUGUGUGUGUCUUUCUCGUAGCACAACAUUCAACAAUGAAAACUCCAUUUCCCUUUUUUCUCGUACUACCUUACGAUCACGAAAAGACUCAUUCCAAGUUUCUUUUCUAUUUUGCAAUAUACAAGCUAUUACGCGCGAUUUCAGAAAAUUGUGUCGAAUUCGAUGCUCAAUUGCAAGACAAGGGCUUACUCAGAGAUCUGAAUACCUUGUGGAACGAUCCAAGCACACAUAUCAAAGUACGACAGAAAAUGACAGAAUGUAUCCAGCUGUGGAUAACUCAGUAUCAAAACAAUCCAGCCAUGCAAAACUUGAUUCAAUUUUGCGCCACAGCAACAUCGUCGUCGUCGUGUAGUGGCAGUCCUGGUAGAGCUGCGCCUCCUAAAGGUGUUGUCGCCAAUAAUAGUGCUGCUGUGGCGGCUGCUGCUGCUGCUGCUCGUGCUCAUGACGGAAAGCAUCGAGAACAGCAGCAGCGUCGAUUAGUGUUCCGAUGGCGAACAACAAAGGGAGUGCGUCAAAAGGAGGAAAAGAACAACAUUGAAGGAAGAAGAAGAAGUGUGGAUUUCUACAAGGAGCAGCAAGAAGAUCGGAUGGAGGUACAGCAGCCGAUCAUCGAAGAAGCCAAAACAACUGCCGAGUGUCUCUCCCAGUUAUUACUAACCAAUGGUAAAUCACGACAGGAUGAUGAGCUAAUCCAGGAGAUCUAUCGAAAGUGCAAAGAUCUGCAUGCGACCAUCAUGCGUUCUAUUGAGGAAUCGCACACGCCUGUACAAAUAUCAUCACUGAUCGACGCGAAUGGUGUGUUGGUUCAAGCUCUGGAGACGUAUCAUGCUGUGACGCAAUCGGACCUGAUGCGCGUCACGACGGACCACCACUGCACUCCAAGCAGCAACAACAACAACAACAAGAAGAACACUGAUGGUAGUAGUCCAGUGACGAUGCUGAGCGACAAGGCACUCGGGUAAGACCACAGACUGAAGGGUUGGGGAAGAAGGAUGAUGAAGGCGAAAGAGACGCACGAUCAGUGAUCGACUUUCCUUUCCGUGCCAUGCUUACGACGGAUUUAGGAAGCGGCCCGUCCGUCGUGGAGGUGGUGGUGGAGAGCACAAGAGCAGGGAUGAGGAUGACGAUCGGCUGCGGGUGUAACCAGAUUAAUGACCAUUAUUUCUAUAUAUAAAAAAUAUCUCAAAAAAGUAUCACCACUGCAGCAGCAGCAGCAGCAGCAGGU
Molecule: messenger RNA, 1569 nt
Organism: Zychaea mexicana
Lineage: Eukaryota; Fungi; Mucoromycota; Mucoromycetes; Mucorales; Lichtheimiaceae
Exons: 10
Coding region: 26-1306 (426 amino acids)
Biological process (GO): actin cortical patch localization; endocytosis; actin filament organization
Cellular component (GO): actin cortical patch
Molecular function (GO): ubiquitin binding; phosphatidylinositol binding
Source: RefSeq, a predicted model, not a curated record